Molecule: messenger RNA, 2815 nt
Organism: Chanos chanos (milkfish)
Lineage: Eukaryota; Metazoa; Chordata; Actinopteri; Gonorynchiformes; Chanidae
Gene: armc8
Product: armadillo repeat containing 8
Exons: 22
Coding region: 259-2280 (673 amino acids)
Biological process (GO): proteasome-mediated ubiquitin-dependent protein catabolic process
Cellular component (GO): GID complex
Molecular function (GO): protein binding
Source: RefSeq, a predicted model, not a curated record
CAUUUAAUAAUAGCAAGGUCUUGUCAACAUUUUAGACAAUCAUGGUAAACUUAUUUAAGAGGAGCAAUUUUAAAAGAAUCUCGAGGCACUUAAUAUUUUGACUUUCCUUUCGACUCGACUAAGCGUUUACUUAAUAGCACUGACUGUGAUUUAAAUAAUUAUUUAAACUGGAAACCAGUGGCUGGUGUGUGGUGUGGAGAAAGCCGAGUGUGUGGAAAGUGCUGCUCCGACUUGGGGCGCUCUUUAGGGGGAAGAGAGAUGGCGUGCUUGUUGGAGGCCCCUCUACGCAUCAGCGUGUUAUCUGAGGUCACAGCCACCAGUCGCCACUAUGUUGACCGGCUUUUUGACCCCGACCCACAGAAAGUGUUGCAGGGAGUCAUUGACAUGAAGAAUGCUGUCAUUGGUAACAAUAAACAGAAAGCCAACCUUAUUGUGCUGGGAGCCGUGCCCAGGCUCCUGUACCUGCUCCAGCAGAGUUCGUCCAGUGCGGAGUUGAGGACAGAAUGUGCGGUUGUGUUGGGUAGUUUGGCCAUGGGGACUGAGAACAACAUCAAGUCUCUAGUGGACUGUCACAUUAUCCCUGCCCUUCUGCAAGGUCUGCUGUGUCCAGACCUAAUCUUCAUCGAGGCAUGCCUGCGUUGCCUAAGGACGGUCUUCAUCAGUCCAGUCACACCAGUGCAGCUACUCUAUACGGACCCCACUGUUAUCCCCCACCUUAUGUCUCUGCUGAGUCGGUCCCUGCGCACACAGGAGUACAUCACACAGAUCUUCUCCCACUGCUGCAAGACUCCAGAGCAUCAGACGGUUUUGUUUAACCACGGAGCCAUCCAGAAUAUAGCACCACUGCUCAUUUCUCCUUCCUAUAAGGUACGGAUGCAGGCGCUAAAGUGUUUCUCAGUCUUGGCCUAUGAGAACACUCAGGUCUCCAUGACACUGGUGAAUGUACUGGUGGAUGGGGAACUGCUCUCUCAGGUAUUUGUCAGAAUGAUGCAAAGGGACAAACCCAUUGAAAUGCAGCUAACAGCAGCCAAAUGUUUAACGUAUAUGUGUCGAGCAGGAGCUAUCAGAACAGAUGACAACUGCAUCGUCCUAAAGACUCUUCCGUGCCUGGUGCGCAUGUGCAGCAAGGAGCGGCUGCUGGAGGAGCGGGUGGAGGGGGCGGAGACGUUGGCUUACCUGAUGGAGCCUGACGUGGAGCUGCAGCGCAUCGCCAGCGUGACAGACCACUUGGUGGCCAUGCUGGCCGACUACUUUAAAUACCCCAGUUCCGUCAGCGCCAUCACCGACAUCAAACGGUUGGAUCAUGACCUGAAACACGCUCACGAACUCAGGCAAGCUGCCUUCAAACUCUACGCCUCCCUGGGCUCCAACGACGAGGACAUUCGCAAGAAGAUCACAGAGACAGAGAACAUGAUGGACAGGAUAGUGAGCGGGCUGUCAGAAUCCAGCAUCAAAGUUCGGUUAGCCGCUGUCAGGUGUCUGCACAGUUUAUCACGGUCAGUACAGCAGCUGAGGACAAGUUUCCAUGACCAUGCAGUAUGGAAACCUUUGAUGAAGUUAUUACAGAAUGCCCCCGACGAGGUAUUGGUCAUGGCCUCGUCCACACUAUGCAACCUACUACUGGAGUUCUCACCCAGCAAAGAGCCUAUCUUAGAAUCUGGAGUGAUUGAGUUACUCUGCAGUUUGACCCAAAGUGACAGUCCAGCUCUGAGAGUCAAUGGCAUUUGGGCUCUCAUGAACAUGGCGUUCCAGGCGGAUCAGAAAGUGAAGGUUGAGAUCGUGAGGGCCCUUGGCACAGAGCAGCUCUUUAGACUGCUCUCAGACCCAGACACCAAUGUGCUUAUGAAGACACUGGGACUGCUGAGAAAUCUGCUCUCCACACGCCCGCACAUAGACCAGAUCAUGAGCUCUCAUGGGAAGCAGAUCAUGCAGGCCGUCACUCUCAUCCUAGAGGGAGAACACAGUAUAGAGGUCAAAGAGCAGACCUUGUGCAUACUGGCCAACAUUGCUGACGGCAACACUGCAAAGGAACUGAUUAUGACCAACGACGACAUGCUCCAGAAGAUCAAAUACUACAUGGGGCAUUCAAACGUGAAGCUACAGCUGGCUGCCACCUUCUGCAUCUCAAACCUCAUAUGGAAUGAGGAGGAGGGUUCUCAGGAGAGACAGGAUAAACUGAGGGAAUUAGGCUUUGUAGAUAUCCUCCAUAAACUCACCCAGGCCUCAGACCCCAGCCUGUGUGACAGGGCAAAGACAGCGAUGCAGCAGUAUUUGGCAUGACACAGAGGAACAGCCGGAUGUCAUCUUACUAACAGUCGCUGGGAGGACGCAACCUCCGCCAUCUUUACUUUGAUGUUUCUUCUUAACGUUUCAGUUUUUUUGGUUUUGUUUUGUUGCACAAGACACCUUUUUGAGCUGAGGCAAAGACUCCCCUUAUCUUGAAACCUGGGAGAACAACACAGUUGCCAGGGGCAACACCACACCAUGACGGUUAAUGGGCUUUCAGGUUAUGUUAACUCAUAUUUUUGUGUUUAACUUGUGGAAGAUUACUUUUGUUUUGUUUUUAUUUUGGACUUGACGUGAAGAAAAUGACUUUUAUUCCCCACGUGUUCUACUGCGCAAACCAGUGGUUUUGAAGCUUAGGUGCUUUGGGACUCUCUUUGGAGAAGAUUUUGAAUCUUUGAAAUCUAAGCUAAUGGACUGUAUUAUGGCAGGGUCAACGGAGCGUAGUCUCCUUGUUAAAUUUGAUUUUUGCAGAUUAAUUAAUUAUUGAUAUUAUCACUAUUAUUAUUUUAAGAGGGGCGUUGACAGAAAA